Cyprinodon variegatus (sheepshead minnow) is the source of this 2363-nucleotide messenger RNA. Its product is annotated as zinc finger protein 471-like. Gene Ontology annotation, molecular function: RNA polymerase II transcription regulatory region sequence-specific DNA binding; DNA-binding transcription factor activity, RNA polymerase II-specific. The annotation marks the transcript as partial. Gene Ontology annotation, cellular component: nucleus. The record is from RefSeq and is a predicted model, not a curated record. NCBI's taxonomy places the organism in Eukaryota, Metazoa, Chordata, Actinopteri, Cyprinodontiformes, Cyprinodontidae. The transcript is spliced from 4 exons. Gene Ontology annotation, biological process: regulation of transcription by RNA polymerase II.
AUUGCUCCAUACGAGCCAUCCAUUCCCUUGCCCUGAAUGUGGAGAGGCCUUCAAACGCAGGAAGGACCUGGACCUUCACUCUCUCAUACAUCAAGACAAGCAGCCAGUGACCUGCCCGCACUGCGCGUCACAGUUUAUCAACCAGUCAGUGCUGGACAUCCACCUGCAGAGGUGUCCUGUCACAGAGGAGGACAGGAACACCGGCCGUGGACGUGGACAAGGCCGUGGUCGCUCCACUGGACAGGUCGAGUGUGACCUCUGCGGUCACCGCUGCAUGACCCAAGAGGGCCUCGAUCUCCAUCGUUUAUCCCACACGGGCCAGACGCCGCUCAAGUGCCCAGUGAGGCCCUGCCGCCGCAGAUUUACCUCCAACAGCGCCCUGGAGGAGCACGUGCUGGCCCAUUUCCAGGGAAAGCUCUCAAAGUCCAAAAGCCGACCACGCUUCCGCUGCGAAAUCUGCCUCAAGGAGUUUGCAUACAAUUCCACCUUCAGCGUUCACAUGAGGACACAUACUGAUGAGAGACCCUUCGAGUGCGCCACCUGUGGGAAGCGUUUCCGCCAGCUGCCCCAUCUGCAGGACCACGAGCGGAUCCACUCUGGUCUGCGGCCAUUCUGCUGCUGGAUCUGUGGAAAGAGCUUCAGCGUGGCCGCCCGUCUCACCGAGCAUGCCCGCACCCACAGUGGCGAGAAACCCUACCCAUGUCCCCACUGCCCUGCCGCCUUCCGCUCUCGUCCCAAUCUGGACAAACACUUGCGCCAACAUGGAGACAUUCCCCCGGAAGCAGUCGAGCAGGUGGUGCAGGCCGCUGAGGUCGCUCACGUGCAGAAGGUGUUGGAGGGGGCCAAGGCACUGUCCAACCUGACCACCACUACAGAGCUGGAGUCUGGCACUGUGCAGACCAUAUAUGUGCUACAGGAAGGUGAAGAAGGCACAGAGACGGUGAUGAUCCCCUCUGAUCAGCUCGGUGGCAUAGAGGGAACCUCACAGGUCGUCAUCCUGCCCUCAUCUGUUCUAGGAGGUCAGGCUAUUACAGUUCCCUCCAUCGCCAUGGAGGAGAGUGAAAUCACUAUGGUGGAAACAAGCCAGUCACCUCAACAUGCAAUCGAGUUCAUUGUGGAGGAGACUGUGUAAAAGCAAACUACAAGACUCUUAGGAAUUGAAGAGUUUCAAAAUGAGUAACUUACUUAAAUUGUGUUGGAUUCUUUAUUCACUUAAACAUUUAUUGGCAAACCCAGUAAAAACUUGUAAAAAGCAUAAAACAAAAGGCAGCACAAUCCAGCACUUAAAACAAACUAAAACCCUUUAAUUUGACUUGAUCUGUUCAGUGGAAAGAUAAAGACCUCAUGCUUCUUACCAAAAUCACAUGUUGCACAUUUUCUGGCACCCCCGCUGUUCCUGCUUUGUAAAAAUGCCAAUCAGACACCACUUGAACUGUUCAAUUACCAUGAAGCUAACAGGCAAGGGUAAUCUGUAGCCAUUCUGCUUUCCACUUUAGACAAGAGUGCAGAUUCUUUGAUACUCUCUUCUUCAGCUCAGCCAACAGGUUUUUAAUUUUGUAUUUAUUUAUCCUUGUUUUUUUGUUUCUAUUUUGAUGAUUAAGGUCCAUGAAUUGAGAUGACCAGAGUAAAAAUAAUUUUGUGUCUAGGGAGCCAUUUUUGGUUGAUAUUGUGUUUUUUAAUGGAAAUAUGAGGCCCACAGUAGCACAGUUUCUCUGCCUCGUAGGGAUGAGGUGUUUUCCCACAUCGUCUCACACCAAACCCACUUGGAGUGUUUUUUACAGCAAUGCUCAGUGCUAAUCUUUUCCAACCAACAUUUUUGUUGCUACAGAGUAAAGCAUGUUAAUGGUUUUGGCAGUUGGACAGAAAAAGGCUACUUUUCCCCAAAGAAAUACUUGUUGUGGCGACCUGGUGAGAGACCUGGCUCUUUGCUGCAGUGCUGAACUGAAAGAGGUGAACCUUCAAGGCUACACAGGAACUUUGAUCCAUAGAAAAAGAAGGUGGACAUACAAGUAAAUAUAGUUCAAUUAAAGCUAACAUUUCAGUACGGGGUUUCUGUGAGAGAUUACCCUAUUUUGUUUGGAAGAUUUUUUUUUUUUUAUUAUUCAUCUUUUCCAUGGGCCAAGCAAAAUAUGUCCUUCUCUGUAUAAUAACUUAACAUGAGCUGAAAACAAUUUCUGUAGCAAUGUUGACUAAUGAGGUGAACACUGAUCUGUGUAGGAGACUAACUUGUAGUCAUUUAAAGUGGUUUAAAAACAGAUUGUAAAAUGAUCUCUUUGAUUCAUAACUAAUGUGUUUGUACAGCCUGUAGGGUAAAACAUUUGUCCUGUAAUAUGUUCUGUUUUCCUAAAAAUAAAAAGCCUCAG